Varanus komodoensis (Komodo dragon) is the source of this 6221-nucleotide messenger RNA. RefSeq names its product solute carrier family 38 member 2 (gene SLC38A2). The transcript has 16 exons. The record is from RefSeq and is a predicted model, not a curated record. Gene Ontology annotation, molecular function: L-glutamine transmembrane transporter activity. The coding region runs from base 476 to 2002 and encodes 508 amino acids. Gene Ontology annotation, biological process: L-glutamine transport; amino acid transmembrane transport. Lineage: Eukaryota; Metazoa; Chordata; Lepidosauria; Squamata; Varanidae.
ACCAGACGCGCCGUUGCGCAGAGCUCCCUUGUCCUGCGCCGCACCGCCUCUUACCUCGCGCUCCUCCUGCGUGUGUCUUGUUUACCUUAAUUGAACCGGAGAACCGUAAAUUAUUGUUUUCUAACCUCUUUUGUACAAAGGGAAAAGGAAACCCCGAGAUUGUUUCUAUUUUCUUUGGUUUGGUUCUUCCCACGGAGCCUUUUCCACUGCGUAACUAUCCUACGGAUUUUUGGAGGGGAAGGUUUCCUUGAAGACGCAAAUUCGAUCGUGGCGAGAAACCUCGUGAUUCCCCCCAAAAAGGGAAGAAGUCUUGGCCGCGCCAGAGCAUCCCGAUUUUAAGCUUCGUCGCGCCAGACAAGGCAAGUCCGGCAGCCAAGGACAAAAGAUCAAAAGGGAGCCAGGCUGCUGCCGCUAGCCCAAAUAAGCAACCUGCCUGCUUAAUCUUGGUACCGAAGAAGGCAUCCUGGAUCCCAGCAUGACCAAAGCUGAAAUGGGCAAGCUCAACACGACUCCCGACGAGGACAGCAGCAGCUACAGCUCCAACAGCAACGACUUCAGCUACUCCUACCCAACCAAACCAGCUGCUAUAAAGAGCCAUUAUGCAGAUAUGGAUCCAGAAAACCAAAACUUUUUACUUGAAUCCAAUCCUGGGAAGAAGAAAUAUGAAACGGAAUAUCAUCCAGGUACUACUUCCUUUGGGAUGUCAGUGUUUAAUCUGAGCAACGCCAUCGUGGGCAGUGGCAUUCUAGGACUUUCCUAUGCCAUGGCAAAUACUGGGAUUGCCCUCUUUGUAAUUCUUCUACUCUUUGUGUCAAUAUUUUCUUUGUAUUCUGUUCACCUCCUGUUGAAGACUGCCAAUGAAGGAGGUUCUCUAUUAUAUGAACAACUGGGAAUGAAGGCAUUUGGCAUGGCUGGAAAACUUGCAGCAUCUGGAUCAAUUACAAUGCAGAACAUUGGAGCUAUGUCCAGUUACCUCUACAUAGUGAAAUACGAACUUCCAUUGGUCAUCAAGGCAUUCCUGAACAUUGAAGAGGAUACCGGAGAAUGGUACAUCAAUGGUGAUUAUCUGGUUAUACUGGUGUCCUUGGUGCUCAUUUUUCCUUUGUCUCUGUUGAAAAAUUUAGGUUAUCUGGGUUACACCAGUGGAAUUUCCUUGUUGUGUAUGGUCUUCUUUCUUAUAGUUGUCAUUUGCAAGAAAUUUCAGCUUCCUUGCGGAUUGCAACAUGAUUUUCUUAAUGCAACUCCAAAUGCUACUGUAGCGAAUCUGUCAACUGCUGCACCACUUCAUGGAACAGAAGUGAAUAUAACUAGCGAUGACAUGUGCACACCAAAGUAUUUUAUCUUCAAUUCACAAACUGUCUACGCUGUACCAAUCCUAACAUUUUCCUUUGUCUGUCAUCCUGCUAUUCUUCCUAUUUAUGAAGAAUUAAAAGGCCGAAGCCGCAGAAGAAUGAUGAAGGUAUCCAAUGUUUCAUUUUUUGCCAUGUUCCUCAUGUAUCUUCUGGCUGCUCUCUUCGGCUACCUGACAUUUUAUGGAAACGUUGAGCCAGAGUUGCUUCAUACAUAUUCUAUGGUCCUGGGAACUGACAUUCUUCUCCUUAUUGUGCGCCUGGCGGUCCUGAUGGCAGUAACUCUUACUGUGCCAGUUGUGAUCUUUCCAAUCCGAACUUCCGUCACACAGUUGUUGUGUGCAAGCAAAGAAUUUAGUUGGUUGCGUCAUACCAUCAUUACAGUCGCACUUCUGGUAUUCACCAACGUUCUUGUGAUCUUUGUUCCUACAAUUCGAGAUAUAUUUGGAUUCAUUGGUGCCUCUGCUGCUGCCAUGCUGAUCUUUAUACUUCCUUCAGCUUUCUACAUUAAGCUAGUGAAGAAGGAACCAAUGAAAUCUGUACAGAAGAUUGGGGCUGCUCUUUUCCUGAUCAGUGGCAUCUUUGUGAUGACUGGAAGCAUGACGUUGAUCAUUCUGGACUGGACCAGCAAUGCUGCUUCUAACGGUCAUUAACUUUGUGUUUUUGGACCCCUGUGUUUGCCCAACCAUCCCAGAAAGAACUUCUUACCCAUGUUUGCAGUUCUGCUUCCUUUGAAAUGCAGAUUCUUUGAUGCUGGUUCUUCUGAUUGUAGAAUAGGUGAACUUUCUUUUGUGAAAAAAAGAAACUAUUCUGCACAGUGGGAAUGGAUGCUAACUUCGAACCACCUGAAUCUUUGGCUGAGGGAAGUGACUAUUUAUUCCAUUCCAGAGAAUGGACAGCUCUCUCUGUAAAAUUUUAUCAAGCCAUGUUUGGCUUUUGUCAUUGUUACUUGGGUAUUUUUAUUAUUUACUUGAAUGUGCCUAAUGGAAACAAUUGAUGGGAGAAAUAUGUUCGUUUACAGAAGGGGGCUAAGCUAACCAUUGAAAGUGAGAAAGGAAAACACUAUUAUUUUUGUACCAAAAAUUUUAUGGACCUCAGAAGCACUAUUUUGACUUUAAGAAAAUGUUUUGUAAGUUGAUCCAAAUAAGGGCAGAAUGUUUAAUCAGUAUUCAAAAUUCACAUGUUUUGCCUGUCCAAAGAGGCAUACCCUUAAAAUUAUAUUUUUGGCCAUAAGAAAUUAUUUUUGGAAACCUAUUAUAUGAAAGGUUGACCAAUUGGAAAGACUAGAUCUGUAACUGAAUUCUCUAUGUAACUUAAUUAUGCUAAAACAAAUUAAAACCAAACAAAUAUUUCUGACUAACACUCCAAGUUAAUAUAUCUAAUCCAAUCAACAUAAAUCAUCAUGCUCUAUUUCAAUUAGGCAUUUGAUCAAAUAGCAUGUUUUCAAAAAAGAUUUCAUACAGUCAAAACAGUUGAAUUGUAUGUCAUGAACACAGCAUCCAAUUCAAUUAGAGCUGUACCCUACUAAGCCCUUUAACAUUAAGGAGGGAUGUACAGAAGCAGCAUUUAGCUAAUCACUGAUCUUUUAAUGAUGAUGCAAUGUUAGCAUUUUUCUUCUUGAGGUACUCAAUAGUGCAAUUAGAGAAAACAUUUCUGUCCACCCCAGUCACCCCUUUGAUCCAUUGUUCUUAUUAAUCCUUCACACAGAGCUCCCUUACUGCCAUCAUACGAAUUACUGACAAUGUUACACAUUUUGGCUUUGUUUUACUUUUUGGAAUGAGGUCCUAUUAUGGGUUGCUAACAGUUCAGUAUUCACUGGCUGUACAAUAUUUUUCAGCAUCAGGUUUUUAUCCGUUUUUGGAGUUUUAAUUUAUUUUAUGUUUCACUCUUGAACAAAAGAUACUCCUAAUUAUGUAACAAUACACCGGGUUUUGGUGUUUCUCACAAAAUUUCUCUUCGUCAGGCAACUAGGAUUCUUAAUGCAACUCGUGUUUUUAAAACCUUGACUGACUACACUGUCAUCUCAUGUGUGUUCAUUUUGAAAUAGCUCUGUGCUGUUUAAGCCUUAAGUUUGCUUUAAGGGUGGAAAAUGCAGGUUGUAUACCCUUGUUAUUAACAGUAUGAUUGCUCUCUGUAUGCAAAAGGAUUACUUUGUAUGGGACAUAAGGGACUAUUCUUUUUCCUUGGCCUUUCUCCCUCUGGUGUACACAGCCAGCAAACCAGGCGUUACUAGGAAUGGUGGUUUUGUAUACCCCUCCUAUGUCCAGCCUGCCUGUCAGAACACAGAAAGGCAGAGUGGGGACAAAGGGAUGGUACACAGUUUUGCCAUUCCUGGCAUUGCCAGACAAGGGCAUUCCAUGAAUUGUGCUGAGUGGGAUGUAAGGCAGGAAGGGAAUUGUGCCUUCAUGGUGAUGCAUAAAAUUGACUCAUGGCCCAUUUUGUUCCCAUGCAUGUUCAAUGCGUUAUUUUAAUCCCAGGCUGAAGACAUGUACCUGCAUCAGAGCGCAUUCAGCCUUGCUUCAUAUAGAUGGAUGCUGCCAGACAAGGCAUUCUAAUAACCUAGACGGGCAGAGUGUGGCACCAUACAACCCCAUGGACGGCUUUUAAUGAUGCCCGUCUGGCAUAAUCAUUUAGAAGACCACUUUAUCUAAAGAAGUAGCAGUUGAGUUGGAGGGAUCAAAUGAUAGCAUGUAAUUAGCUAACCAAACAAACAUUUUCAUUUGAUUUUAAGUCGAGGCCCAUUUUCAGAUUUUGGCAGAUGUCUGCCAUUGUGUCUAGGUUUUUAUAUCUGCUUAUGGAUUUAAAAAAAAAAUGUUGGUAUACUACAUGGCAACUGCUAGCCACAGAUUCCAUUGAAGUCAGUAUCAAGGGGAACCUGCCUUCCUGGAAAAUGAUUCUAAUUUUUUGCUUGCCAGUCGUGAAUGGCUUGACAUUUUGAAUCAGAAGUAAAGUCCAGGAAAGGGCAACAUUACUUGCUAACAGCCCUGAUUAUCCUCAUUCUCAGAGCAACCAGAUAACCCAGCAACUACAUUUUUACUUGAGAACUCAAAUUUUGUUCUAUGCUGAAUGAAUGCAUAUGAAGGAUGAUAUCUUACAAUUUCAAAAGAUCACAGUUAUUCAAGCCUUGAUUGAUAAUUAGCUAUAUCUCAGACCCACCACUGGCUUCAAUGGAUUAGGGUUUUAUUACACCGCUGCAACAGCUUAAUGAAAAAUGCAUUUUCCCUCUUGUACUAGUCUAGUGGUACUCAGUUUAAUGCUUUGGAUAUUCCUUGUUUUGUAGAACAAUGCUCAAAACGGGCAGCUCUUCCUCUGUACCUGUUAAUGUGUCUUCUUAUAUAACAGGAGGAGAAAGACUAGUAUUGCCCAGAACUUUUGGUAUGGGAUAGGGAACAACUAUAAAGCUCUUGUUCAACACUAAGGAGAAGCUAUAGUCUAAAAAGAUAGCUUCAUUGGUUCACCCAUCUUAACAACUGGAAGAGUCACAGAUGAAAAAAACGUGAUCGUAUUUACUGUUGUGCCUCGAUAAAUUACACUGAAUCAUUGCUGGGCCAGUGAUAUCUGGACAGUACACUGUGAAUCUCACAGCUUUCUGCCAUUUGGUAACUACAACCUUCAGCUGCUUCUGCAGCUGGGUACCACUAGGGCAGCCUUCCCCAACUUGGUGCUCUCCAGAUGUGUUAAGACUGCAGUUCCCUUCAUUCCCAACCAGCAUGGCUGAUGCUGGGAAUUUGAGCCCAACACCUUUGGAGAGUAGCAUGCUGUGGAAGACUGCGCCUCUUUCUGGAGAUUUCUAAAUACCAUGUGAACUAGUAGUUUCAGUAUUAAUUAAACCACUGUUUGUCACCUCAUUUUAAAAUUACUGUCUUCCAUGUUGUUUCAUUCAUACAGUGUAACAUGUUAUUUAUAGAAGAGUAACCUGUUGAAGUUGACACCUAUUUUUCAGUAUUUAUGGAUAGCCUCUGUAUGUAAAUUGUGUGUAUAUAUUGUAAGUAUAUUGUAUAUAUACUUAUAUCCAGUAUAGGUGUAUUGUAUAUAAUAUAGGUUUGGGAUUUUGUGUUUCUGUAUAUAGGCUUUCACUAUAUGGCUGUUGGCUAAUGCAUUAUGUCCAUGAUUCAUUCAUAUUGUAUACCCAGGAAAGGUCUAUCAGAUAGAAGCUUCCAGAGAAACCGUAGGGUUGCCCAGACUGAAAUUCUGUGUAAUCAGGUUGCACAAAGAGACACUAAAAUUGGUUAUCCACUAAUCUAAGUGAGCCCAAGGCCACAUGCUAGUCAACAUCUUUUCUUCUAUGAACCAUACGCCCCACUCCAUAUCACAAACUGGUAAGAAAACAUUUCUCAGUUUCAAAAGCAGUUUGGUAUGUGGUGGAAAGGUAGCUGCUGAUGCAGAAAAAGCUGCCUAAAGCUCUUUUGGGGUUCAUAGAAUUAAGUUUAUAAUACUUGGUAAUCUAGGCAAUGUGCAGAGAGACUGUAACAAGUGCAAAAGUCCAUGACUGCAUGGGCUUUGUUGCGUGAACCCAGUUUUCCCCCCACUCAAACAGGGGCUUAAGAAUCUCUGUAGCGUGUGGAGCUUCUGACUGGGCACCUCUGUUAUUACAAAUGUGUACACUGCAAUGAAUAGUAUCUUCGAUCCACGACGUUCAGGUUUUCGGAGUACAAUUGCCAUUGAUGUUUUAAGUGAUUGAUUUUCAAAUCAAUGUAUCAAGCCUUCAUGUACAGGCAUGAUUAUUUGUAUAUAUUGUAUAUGUAUAUAUAUAGAGAGAUACACACUGUAUUGUUAGAUCAACAGUUGAACUGCAAUUGUUGAAAAAGAGUGCUACACGGUUUCAAUGAAACACUGUAUGUUUUAACAAACUAAAAUAAAGUUAUAAUCUUA